CAGACCAGACGCCAGGAGGGAGUUUUCCACUGACGAAAAAGGUUGCGCUUCUCGGCAGUCUGUUACAGACAAGGGAAGCGCUUCAGCUGGUACGGAGCCUCGUACGACAAGACAGACAAAAGCAAAAGCGGUCUACGCGAGGAUAAGCGCAAUUGUGCCACUUGGAUUACUACUGUUAUCCCAUCGGCUGAUUUCCCAACAUUAUUUUUCACUAAUGGUGAUCGGAUACUUGAAUUCGUGAUUGUCCACACUAACGCCAUGAGUGGGCUUCUCAAGAGGAAGUUUGAGGAGGUGGACGAGGACCCAUGCUACUUGUCACCCUCACCCUCCUCCCUCUCCUCCUCGGCCUACUCAGGCUGGGACUCGGAGGGUGAGAGCUGCUAUUCUGACACCCUGGAUUCCACUCCCAGCAAUCCCAGCUCCCCAGCCACAAAUUUCAACACCACAUCCAUCCUGAAGAAAUCUAAGAGGGCACGGCGGGGCAAUGUGACCUUUGACCAGGUGACAGUGUUCUUCUUCCCGCGAUGCCAGGGCUUUACCAGCGUUCCCAGCCGAGGAGGCUGCACCCUGGGCAUGGUGCAGCGUCACAGUGCACUCCGCACCUAUACCUUGGCUGAGUUUGCAGUGGAGCAGCGGCUCUUGCGCCGGGAAAAACUUCUCAACAGACUCAGGGAAGAGAAGUUGGAAGCUCUCAAACUGAAGCUGACUAAGAAUGGAACCCAGGAGUGUGAGGAGGCAGAGCGGCUGACAGUGGAUGACAUCCCUGAAGAGGACAUUGACCUCAGUGGGGCCAACCUGGACGAGGGCUCCUUCCUACACCCGUACGCCUCUAAGCGGCGUCAUGCACUGCUCAAAGCAGCUGGUGUGAAGAAGAUCGACAAGGAGGAGAAGAGGCAGCUGCACGAGCUGAGGAUCUCCAGGGAGAACUGUGGUUGUGACUGCCAAGGUUUCUGUGAGCCAGAGACCUGUAGCUGCAGUUUGGCUGGCAUCAAAUGUCAGAUGGACCACUCCUCUUUCCCAUGUGGCUGUACCAAGGAUGGCUGUGGGAACACCGAGGGUCGCAUUGAGUUCAACUCCACCAGGGUACAGACACAUUACAUCCACACCAUCAUGAAGCUGGAGCUGGAGAAACGGUUGGAGGAGCACUCGAGCACAGAGGAAGAGAACAGGACUGAGGCCAGCCAAGCCCAGACAGCCCAGUGUAGUCACCCCCAUGGGGCACUGGGGUUACCUUCCCAGGCAGAGCACCCCACCAUACCUGCGGGACCAUCCUUCCCCUUUAGCUCAGAGCUGGCUACAGCCGGAGAGAACAGUUGUAGCAGUGACAUGACGGACUUGUCAGACUACUCAGGUCAGAGUGAGGACUCUGAGGCAGGGGAGAGCCUGUGUGAGGAGCGCACCCAGCUGGAUGUGGAUGAGAGAGGCCUGAGCCGCAUCCUCAGCUUCAGUGACACAGACGACUGCUCACAAAGUAGCAGGGGGAAUGGGGACAAGAACAAUGUCAAUAAAGACACCUGCUGCCCAGAGCAACGGCAAGAGCAGCAGCAGCCAUCAGCGGCAGCAAUUGGUAGCUUUAGCAUGGUGGACUUCCCUGAUGAGAACGACAACAUAGACGCUGCACUGUUAGACUCUGUAGAUGAUCACACAGACAAUCGAGCCAUGGCCAUCUCAGAACUUUUGGAUGAGAAUGCCAACCAGGGUAAUGCUCUGUUCCAUAGCAGUAGUGUGCCACACACACCCUCCCCCUCCAUUGAUCGCUCAGCGAGCUAUAACAUGGAUCUGAGCCUCUCCUCAGAGUCAGACCUGGAGUUCUUUGAUGGUUUCCCCUGCCUGGGGCCCAGCUCACUCUACAACUCCCUCAAGGAGUACGAACACAUGGACAACUUCUUUCAGUUUCAGUUGCCUAGUUAUCCCAGCCUCCCUCAGGCUAGUGACCCCGGGACCUGCCUUCUGGAGUCUCUGAUUGGCCUCUCAGAAUCCGUCCCAGAACCCCCUGCCGCUUUUACAGACAAUCAGCUGUUGGAGGAAGCCAUGAAAUUGUCUGUGAUGGAGUCUGUGAAAGUUUAACAAAACGUGAAAAUGUGGAGAGUUUAAAAAAAUAAAUGGGGUUUUGGGGUUUGUAAAUGCACAUAAGAUGUCAAUGUAAACAUGUUUGAUGUUGGAGGAAGCUGUGAUUUCCCUCUUGCCUAAUUAAUGUUUAGAUUCCAGACUUGCCUUCAAAAUGUUAGCAAAGCAGUUUGGGGAUGUUGCUGUGAGACAUGGCAGCUAGUGUUACAGUGAACGACAAAACGAUCAAUUUGACCACCUGAUCUUAGGCCCACAUAAACCAAUGAUGGCUCUCAAUUCCUAAGAAAGCUAUUUCAACCAAACUUAGAUCACCAUCCAAAAUAUGCUAAACAGGCAUCAACCUUACUGGGGCAAGGUUGGGAAUCUUAACACAGCUGAAUGUGCACCUCAGGGACUUUUUUCUAGCUUUCUAACUUUUGGAGGCAAUGUAUGGUGACCAUUGCUGUGAUGGGUAUGGUUUUGCCUUUAUAUGAAACCCCGGUCAAAUCACAAGAUGAUCCUAUUCAUGACCUCCGUAUGAGCUCAAUACUUAGUCCCAAAUGACUUGAGUUAGUGGGGUCUUCCUUGAGCUGAAUCCUGAAGCUAGAGGACUCUGUCUCCCAGGGGUCUUGUAUGGUACAAAAACAAAUCCCUCUAAAAGCUCCUUGAUCAGCACUUUAUCUGUGAAAAUAGUUAUGUAUAAAUAAAUAGGCAGUGUUUUGGUUAUAUGGGAUCGAUUCAGCAGUUAGAUGCUAAAUUAUGGAGCUUCUUAUUUAUGAGUUGGGUCACCAGAAAUAUUUGAGGAGUAAUGCUCUUUAUGUAAAGGCUGUAGCUAUAUUGUCUUUAUUACUUUUGUUUUAAAUUAUUUCCUUUAUGAUUUUAUUUUAUUUAUUUCAGAUAAAGCCUACUUUCAUUCAAACAGCACUGUGGUUUGAUAUUUUUCACCUGAAAGUGCAAUCUUUUCCUUCCUUUUUUCCAUAUCGCUUCAAGGCAUUGUUAUGGGAAUUGGGACCACAAGUCCAUCAAAAAGUAUUUAAUAUCUAUUCUCUUAUACAUUUAACAUUUUUGGUAACUUAUUUUGUCAUUAUUUCAUUAGGUAUUUAAUUUAAGACAUUUUGGCAAUAAAAUGGGCUGUUGUGAAGUUUACUGGAUGUGCCUGCUUAUCAGGGGAGCCAUGCCUGUGUGCACAGUGCUUCCAUUUAAGCUUUGGGACUGAAAACUGUGGAAUCUCCCUAAUUACUGAAACUAAAUUAUGGGUCUGUUGUAUCACUGCCUAAUGUAACCAUAGAAAAUUACACUAAUAUUUUGUAACUAAUUUAUGUAGGUUGAAAAAAAGAAUUCUAAUCACUGACAAAUUGAUUAUUUUAUUAAGAAAGCAAAAUGAGUAAUUUUCAAUCUCGGAAAAACCUUUGUAAUAUAUAAAUUAUAGAGAAAUGUAUACUUAUGAAGGUUAUUGCUCUCUAGCAUUCUGAAGUAUUUUUCAUAGGCAGUCUUAUGGUUAGAUAUCUUAGCAAAAUGCCACUAAAACUAAAUAAAUUGCAAAGAUCAAUUUGAUUGUACUCAGAAUUUUUUGGGGAAGUCUGUGACUUGGGUCACAUUAUGUUGUAAAUUAAAAAAGUAGAGGGUUUUUUGUGGAUAAAAACUGCAUAUAUUAUACAUUUUUUAUCACAUGCAAAAAAACCUGAAAGUUGAAAGAAGUUGCCUCAUUAAAUAAUAAGACCUUUUUAAAGGUGAUUCUACCGUCACCAGAGUUGAGGGACACAAGAGAGUUGAUGUACAUAUCUCACCCUUUCUACAGCUGUUUCUACAGCCAUUCUGGACCCUUUAGGAGUUAUGCAUGCAGGUCCCGUUUGUUAAAAGUUGUUCCGAUUUAUUGUAUACUUUGAAAAGUGCAGAAUGCACAUUGGAAAUGUAUUACUCGCUUUUUGCCUUUUUGAUUACUUUGAAAUCCAUCCGAUGUAUGUUCUUAUGCCAUGAAGAGGGCACUGAUUUUUGCAAGUAAACAUUUGUUUCUCUUGUAUAAAACAUCAAUUCUCAUGAUGAAAUGGCAACAGUGAGUAUUUAUCAAUGUAAUGUAUUACAGUACAGCUUUUUUUUUUCAAAGAACGUGUCUUACUUUUUUGCCUUUUGUGUUGUACAUAUUUCUGCUUGAAUGGUACCGCAGAGCAAACAAAGCUGCUUUAUUUUUUACAUAUUCACACUUUAACCUGCCAUUCAAAAACUGUUUCUUUCAUCCAAGCCAUUUUGACAGCUUGUCCCUCCAAAUAAAAAACAAAAAAAAAAUUCUU
Myripristis murdjan (pinecone soldierfish) is the source of this 4334-nucleotide messenger RNA. It is a transcript of the gene csrnp1b, whose product is annotated as cysteine-serine-rich nuclear protein 1b. The record is from RefSeq and is a predicted model, not a curated record. NCBI's taxonomy places the organism in Eukaryota, Metazoa, Chordata, Actinopteri, Holocentriformes, Holocentridae. Bases 259 to 2067 code for a protein of 602 amino acids. Gene Ontology annotation, biological process: regulation of transcription by RNA polymerase II. Gene Ontology annotation, cellular component: nucleus. The transcript has 5 exons. Gene Ontology annotation, molecular function: DNA-binding transcription factor activity, RNA polymerase II-specific; sequence-specific DNA binding.